This is a messenger RNA of Topomyia yanbarensis, 16566 nucleotides long. It is a transcript of the gene jing, whose product is annotated as zinc finger protein jing homolog. The transcript has 8 exons. NCBI's taxonomy places the organism in Eukaryota, Metazoa, Arthropoda, Insecta, Diptera, Culicidae. Gene Ontology annotation, biological process: regulation of transcription by RNA polymerase II. Gene Ontology annotation, cellular component: ESC/E(Z) complex. Bases 1888 to 6636 code for a protein of 1582 amino acids. The record is from RefSeq and is a predicted model, not a curated record.
CCUCUGAAGGGAUGAUAUCGUGUUCGUCGGUUAGUGCGCGCGUGUGUUAUUCUCCUUGAGGAAGUACAGCCAAUUUUUUGUUGGGGUGGAAGAAACAGUCUGGUUUGGAUCUCACCGAAAUUGCGAUCAAUGAAAACCAAGAAAAACAUGGUGUAAGAGUUGUGUUCUAUUCCGUGUGCUUAUUUAUGUGUAGAAUAAAAGUAACGCUCUCUGUGUGUCUUCUAUAUUGUGCAGGAAGACUGAUUAGAAGUUAGAACAUCGAUAAUGAUUAAAUCCGCGCCCUCUUCCAAAGCUAACAGUAAGGGGGGAUUGGUCUGAUGUGUGUACACACGACUUGAAGCAAACGCCAAUGUGUGGGGGUGAUUGAAGUGUCGGGGGCCAAAGCUUCCUGCGAUAGAAAUUUUCAUUUCAAGUGAAGCGCGUGUGUGUAUGUGUGUGUAUUUUAUGCUGCUGCCCUCGUCUGCAACAUAUCAGCCUCUCCAUGGCUAUUAUAUAAGCGAGAAAGAAGAGCAUAAGUAGGGUUUGUUUCGAAGGGGUUCGGGUAGGAGCACAACGGUUGCGGGGUGUUCCCUGAGGGAAAACAUCAUCAACGGUGCGCGCGAGAGCAAGCUUAGAAGAAGACAGUGUGCGUAUGACGUGCGCGGUGUGGCAGGCCUGUCUGUGAAGCAAUCGCCAGAGAGGGAACGUAGGACGCGAAGGGCGCCAGUCAGUGCCCGGGCUUUCGGGAGUAUUGGUGUGCGGGAUAUCGGUACUGCUUUUGCUUCCCUUGACAAGGGGCUCGCGUGUGUCCCGUUGUGCGUUCGUGUGGUCGGUGUACCAGGAAGCAUACGUGUGCGCGCGCGUCCGACCGCGUGCUUGUGUACGUGUGCCAGCCAGAAGAGGAGUCCAGGAAAAGAAGAAGCACCCCGAGAGGGAAGAAAAUUUCAUGCUGGUUCAGGCGAGCAUUAAAAAUAUGUUUUUCCAUCGCGGAGAGGUUUCGGGCCAUACAGGCAGAUUUUAAUGGUUUCUGGGAAAAAUUUCCGCGAAAAGUGUGUUGCUUUUGGAUUUACACUUCCGGCGGGUCCGGUUCGAUUUUCAACGGAAGUAAGUCGCGAGUGUAGAGUGUGAGAUUAGAGGAAAGUGCCAUUUCCGGAGAGUAGAAAAAGUGAAAAGGAUAGCUCACACAGGCAGCCACUAGGAUUACCGAGAAAAUUUUCAAUCUGUGCGUGAAAACUGAAUUUAUCAACAUUUUGUGCGUGUGUUCCCUGCCCUCGAGGACUGACUAAAAUAUCCACAUCCCCACCGACGUUUGUCAACUAUGGAUUAUCACCAAAAGCUGUAGAACGGAGACCUCGCAUCGAUCUCAUCUAACCGAAGGUAUUUGCACGUUUCUUCACAUCUGCUGUACGCUCAGCGGUUUUUCUGCAUUCAGGCCAAAAAGUGUAUGGCGUUUGCUGGCGUGGAAUAUCUUACAAAAUUAUAUACGCCAUAAUUGGAGAAGUUUUAACUUUUCCCUACAGAAGCGUCUUUCGAGUUCACACAACACAUGAGCAUCGUAUAAUUACCUCAUAGCGUGAAUACGAAUACAAAUGAGUUGUAAGUACAGCCUUUAAUCUUCAAUUAACCUCACAAUGAUGUUAACGUGGUAAGAAGAAGGGCCGACCAGCCAGCAACCGGUUUUAGUAACCCCGAAAAAAGUUCCCUCUGCGCUCUCUGAUGCGAGGCCGGCGGAGGCUUUCGAAGCAACAUCGGUACAUAUUUGGAGCUCCGCGAUCAAUGACCGCCCACGGAAUUACCUUCAUCAGUUCAGCUUACGCGGAUGCUGAAUUUCCCGGUACAGUCCUGUCAUCCUUAAUGGUGACAAUGCAACACAGCCACACAUCAAUCGUAGAUUAAAAUCAGUACCGAAUGCAAAAGCUGCCCCUCAGACUGCAACCUCCUAGAAGCAGUCAGAGCAACGGAAACAGUCGAACAAAGUUUCCACCCGCCACGUCUCCACAGCGAAUGGCUUCCAUCAGUGCAAAAAUGGCACCACACACGCAGGCCGCCAACCUAACCAUAAACCAGCAAUACCAACCCCACCAGUGGCCAUGGAGUACCAGCAAUACUAGCAAUAGCAACAGCAACAAUACCGCCACUAGCAAUAACAAUCCACCUGCAGGCAAUACUCACACGCUGCCGCAGCCGACACAGACUGUUGCUCCUGCUGUGACCUCUGCAGCGGCGUCCGUCACGGUGACCCAGGUGAACAAACUGAAACGUUUGCAACCGGCCCAAUCGGAGGCAAUCAACGGCGGCAGCAUCACCAGAAGCAAUAGCACCAACACCAUUGCCAACGGUGCCAAACGGUGUCGUUCGACCAGUGUGGAAAAAGUUAACAAAUCCGUUGGAACGAACACGACCGGACUAAGCGGACCACCCGGAUUGGUUGCGGUUGGCUCCGGCCUAACUAGCGCCACAUCCAGCACUACCACCAAAAAACUAACCCAGAUGGCAAUCGUCGCUGCUAGCAACAUCAACCAUCAUCAUCAUCAUCAUCAUCAUCAGCAGCAGCAGCAGCAACCGCAGAUCUCAACCGGUACGACCACGACGACUAUCACGAAGAACACGAAAAACUUCACUGCCACCAGCGGGAAUGUCGAUCUGAGCAACUCGAACAAGAUAACAGGUUACUUCAAGUCCCAAAUGAAAACCACCAACACAUUUAAUAAUCUAAAGAAAAAUAUUAAAACUAUAGCGGGACGAGCCACGACGUUGAAGACCACUGCCACCGCAUCUGCGACAUCGACGGCUACUGCGGAAGCUGAUGCGGAGAUCACUACGACCACUGAGCUGAUGACGACGACGUCAACAGUUUUGCAGCAGAAAAGCAUCAUCAAGACGGCGACGCCAAUCAAGGGCACCGGUGCCAGUUUGGAGAAGUACCUCAAUCUACUCCAACAGCAGCAGCUAGUGAAAAAGACCGACCUGGACGUCCGAACGAUGACUACGUCCGUUUCGCCAACUACAUCGCUGAAAAAGGUAGAACGCAAAACAGCGCGAAUAGCACCAACCGUAUCGCUUACUCGGAAAGUAAGCCACUCCACCCAGGGCGGUUUGGCAGUAGGACAACCCAAGAAACCUAUCUCCAUUGCUCCGAGAACGGCUGAUCCCAAAUCGAGUCUUAACUAUAACCAGCAGAUAGUGGCCACAAACGGUUGUCAAAAUCAACAGGAUCAGAUGGUCAAAUCCUCGCAGCCUACCGUCUUACUCACAGCAAUCCGGAUUCCUCAGCAGCAACAGUCCAUUCAAACACAAACUUCGCAACCACAAUCCAGCCAAACUCAACAGCAAUCACAGCAAAGUCAAGCACAACUGCAAGCGCAACAACAGUUCAAACAAGUUGUUCAGCAACAAUCUCCUAUCAGCAGUCCUCCACGAACUCCAACCAAACUUGGAUCGGCUAUGUUCCAGUUUCAUCCGCAGACUUCAGCUGUCAUGCCAAAUCUAGUUCAGAUUCCAAAUCUGGUACCGACUCAAUCGGUUUCCUCAGCAAACAAACUCAACGCUGUAUCAACGACCGCAUCUUCGUCCACCAGCAGCCCAAACUCCACAAAUCUGCUAAUGAGCAACGCCAGUCAUGGUCUCACUGCUACCCGCUUAAACAACGGUACUACUCAACUGUUCAUGAACGGAGCAGUCAUCAAGCUGCACCAAAUCCAGCAACAGCAGCAAAUAGCAGUAUCCUCCGGGCAGCAAAUACCGACAUCUCAGCAGAAUUUGACCAUGGAAGCAACUACUGUUAACAUGAGUCUCAACGGACUGCUAUCGAAACCACCUGCCCUCUCGACAUCACUGCCUUUAGCAGCAUCAGGCAAUAUCACCACAAACCAACAACAGCAGCAAGGUAAGACUUUUGCUCUCCAUGCGCAGCCAUCUGCACAGUUGUUCCAACAAGCGAACACUGCCACGGCUACGGCAUUUGCCCCGCAGCAACUUUUCAUGACUCCGGCCGGUGGCAUACUCCUUAAUGCGUCUGCUCUGCCGACCAUGCUAACGUCGGGAUUAACUGCCGCCAGUCUGCAGCAGGCACUUGCUCAGGCAGCUCAAGCCAACAUACCGGCUCUUCAUCCACUUCAACCCAGUCAACCUCAGGCAACACAGUUACCAAACAUCACUGCCAUCAUCCAACAGCAGCAACAACAACAAUCCCAGCAAACGGCACAACAGCACAAUUUUCACCAACUGCUGGCCAACAUCCCUCAAGCGGUUCUCCAGAACCUACAAGCCACUGCCAAAUUUGGCCAAGGGCCACAAUUCGUUCCUAUAUCAUCCCACUUAUUCCUCAGUCCGCAAACUCCUGCUCUUACAUCAUCGGCCUCCCUCACGAGUCCGAUUACGAUCUCAACCUCAACGAUGCCCUCCGGGUCCACCACAAUGACCCAGCCACUCUCCCCACCUCCACUAGUAGCCACUGUUCCAACCUUCUGCACCACGGCGAAACCGAUUAUGAAUACUCUGAACAAUCAAAAGAUCAUCCUCGCUUCGACCGCUACUAACACGACCACGACUAAACCACCGACAUCGAUUAAACCGAUUUCGUCGACGGAACCACCUAAACUGGUCCCGGUACAGCUAAACAAACCAUCAAUCUCCAUCACUCCGGUGCUGUCAAAUCCACCAAAACUGGUAGUGCCAUCACCGCCUGUACCAAAGCUGGUUCUCUCCGCUUCGGUUGCAACCAAAGCUACGUCCACCAUCUCCCUCCCCAAAUCAAAUCUAUCCCUAUCCGAGCCACCAGCAUUGGCACCCGCCUCGAUCUCGACCCCUCCUAUCAAAUUGAUUCGGCCGACGCAAGGUCCUUCUGCACGAACCAUUGACAACAAAUCUCCACCAGCAUUGAAUCCACUUUCACUGGACUGUGGCAGUAGCAACGAUAGCGGAAUCGUAGCCAACUCCAGCGACACCGAGGACAAAUCGCUAACCAUUGAUCUCUGCUCGCCCGGAACGCCAGAUUUUUCUCCGCAAAAGAAAGAAGAGGAACCUAACAAUCCGUCACCUGCUUCUCCACCACCGGUUUCGGAGUCGGAACAAGAUUCGAAAGACGAUGAACCAUCCGAAUCUGAACAACCGGAGCAUCCGUCGCAACCGUCGCCACCUCCGCUACGUCUACUUCCACCGACAAUCGAUAUCUACCAGUUUGACAGCAACUCGCUACCUCCAAGCCAAAAAUCUCCCAAGAGCCUAGUCCUGGAGCAGAUCAAACUUAAACUGCCGGAAAAGCCGGACGAUCAACCGCAAGAGUCAAUGUCAUCCGACCAGGACUCUACCAGCCAAAGUCCCCUCGAUGAACAACAGUCGUCUUCGGCCACCACCUCGGAAUCUCAUCGUUCAACGACUCCAGCGGACCUCUCGCCUCCUAGCAUCGAAACAGAUUUCUUGGACAUUCCUACGGCAGCCGAGUGCGCGAAAAGUCCAAUCCUUUCACAACCGAAAACCAUUCGCUUCCCAGCCCUUAACGGAGCCCACCAUAAUUUCGGUCGCAAAGGUUUCCGUCGUCUGUCGGAUGGCCGUUUGUUUGGCUUAUGCUACUGGAGUAAUUGUGACGCUCAGUUCGACACCAGCUCGAAACUACUGGAUCACCUGCAGAUCCAGCACGUCAAUAGUCAAACCGGACCAUUCGCCUGCCUCUGGGAAGGCUGCAAGGUGCACAACAAGGAGUCCUGCAGUAGACGGUGGCUGGAGAGGCACGUCCUGUCGCACGGUGGUUCGAAACCGCACAAGUGCAUCGUCGCCGGAUGUGGUUCGCGCUUCGGUUCUCAGUUGGCACUGGAGAAGCACGUCAAUAAUCACUUCAUCAACACGGACAAUGCGAGUUCGAGUAAGCGAUCGUCGGAUCCACCGGUUCCCAAGCUUCUCCGCAAGACUGGCAAAAAGAUGCGCUACCGACGUCAACCGUGGUCAGCACGCCGGUUUGAUUUCUUCGACAUUGGAGUGAUGGAAGGGCUGCAGCAUAGACUGAUCAUGGCCGGCAGUGUGGCCAGUGCACGCAGGGGUACAGUGACGUUCCGUGGACAAGCCGCAGGACGGCGAACGACAAGUACGGGAGAGGAGGUGUUCGUCAAGUGGUACCCGAGGGAAAUCAUCUCCGACGACUGGAUCCCAACGGCGGAAGUGUCCCUUACGAAAGAGAUCUCAAUCAACGAGCUGAACCCGGAUCAGCGGUUCGAGUUGGAGGCCCUGCUAAAGACCAAUCGAAAGGCCAAUGCAGAGCUUCUAUCGUGUCUCCACGAGCUAAACUUGAAACUGCAAGCGGAGGAGUCUGGCGUCACAUGCCGUAGUGGUGGCGGCGGUAGCAGUAGUAGUUGUAGUAGCAGCAGCAGUAGCAGCCGAAGCAGUAGUAGUUUUAGUUCCUCCUCGACCAGUGGCUGCAGCAGUAUGAGUACACCGAUCCCGUUCAACUCCCGGACGGAGCCCAAAAAGCUGAGGAAACCUCCGAAACAAUCCUAUUCAUCGACGUCGUCUCCGCUUUCGUCGGUGCUAUCGUCAUCGUCGUCGUCGCUACUCUCAAGCGGUAGUUGUAGCAGCAGUAGUAACGGCGGUGUAGGCGGCGGUAGUAGCAGCAGCAGUAACAACAGCGGAAACAGUAGCAGUUGCUCAUCUUCCGCAUCAUCUUGACCGACGACGGCAAAGUUGAUUUCCGAUUCGCUCUCACAGAAGCGAACCCGCAAGAGACUCAGCUCUAUUCGGCGGCAGCAUGCAACGGCAAUGCAACGGACCGGUCAAACGCACAGGAAGUUAGGUUAUUAAGACAACUUUUUUCCAUCUUUCUAUGGUAGUUGUGUAGUAAGAUGUAGUGGCGGUUUCUGAGGUCUGCGUGAACUGGGGCGAAAGCUUCGUCGCGUCUGAUCGGAUAGAGAACACACAACAUACAGUGGGAUCGGGUUUAAUUGUACAUAUAUAUUACCAUCGUGUGCGAAGCUAUAGGUGUUUUUCCACCAAUGUUAGAUUUAUUUGACCCACAAGGAUGGGAACAUGUCAACCGCCAUCAAUCGAUUUCGACCCUUCCGUCUAUUUUCUACCACUCGAUGGUAAACGCAACUAUUCGUUUAGGGAAAUUUUUGAGUCUGCGUAAUUCUAAUUUAGAAGAAGUGGCGCGCUUGAUCAGAAAGAAAACAAGGAAGAAUAUUUAAAUAUUUAGUUUUAGUAGAUCUAUUUUUCCGCUAAAAGCAAAAUAGCCCUAAAAGGCACAUUGAAGAAUGUACCGAACAAGGGGCGCACGUUUGUUUUAAUCGGUGUAAUAAUGUGAAUGUUUUCUAGGAUAAUUUUUUUACGUUCUGCGAUGGAAAGCGGCUAUCGUAUGAAAGAGAGCAAAGUAUAGAAUUAAUAAAAAAAGAUAAUAUUCAAUUAAAAAGAGAGUGAUUCGUUGAUCUCAAUAAGUAAAAAAGGAAAGCAAAACAAAAGUUUAAUUAUUUGUCAAAUCGUAUUGCUGUGAGAUGUGGUUGAUCAGGUCCUUUAUCCUGUCCAUUGAUUUUGUCCAACUGAACGUCUGUGAGUACUUUAUAGAAGCAGAAUGGUUCUUUUUUCUCAUCGAGCAAUGGUAGUUAAAGCGAAAUUUUGUUAGUUAAACAUCGUUCAAAUAAUAAGUUAGCGAUAUUGCGCAUUUAAUAUUGUAAAUUUUUAUAACAGAAUUUCUGACCCUAGUAUUAGUUGUUUCUUUUUCGAGUUUGGAAAGUCUGAUUCAGUACGGGGGAUGAGCAUAGAAAUACAAGGCGAAUGUUUUACCAACGAAGCAAGCAUAAGUCCAAGGACGUUUUAUCUGCCAAGUUUUAGAACGAACACAACAGCAUUCGACCAGAUCCCACCAGUGUUGGUUUGAAUUUACCACCACUAAGGUGCCACGGAGUGGUAAGAAUACACUGGCUAAUUUAAAAAAAUAUGUAAUACAUAUGAUUAUGUUUCGGAACAGCCGACCUGUUAGAAUACUUGUAAAAUGUCUAAGUUGGCUUCACCCAAAUCUAGGCUGAAAUUAUUUUAAAUAUUUUUGGAUAGUUGCGGCUCUCCAUCAUUUGCUAAACUUUUACACUAAGGCGUACGGCUCUAUUACUACAAGCAAGAAUCAGCUAUCAAUCUUGGGAAAAUCUGAUAUUGAAAUCCGUAAACCUCAUUCAUCGCGAUCUCGAGACAUCCGUGAAUAGGAGAAAAGGUAAAGGAUAUCGAUGGAGCAUGCGAAAAGUGAGUCGUUCAUUAUGAUCUCGAAUAAUGUCAAGCAGACGCAUAAGGUCGCGGUACUGCGUUGCACACAUUUCGUGUAUCUUACUUCUUGUGAAUUGUAAAAAGUUAAGCGAAUUCCCAUCUUGCGGGAAAGUAGCCCUGCUGCAGUGAGAGGUUGAAAAUCUUUGGUGGAGGGCGACAGAGAACAUCUGCACAUCGUUUAAGUACAGUCGAGGGAAUGCCGUCCGGUCCAGCGGCAAAUAGUUGGCAUGUGAUAUCCUGUUACGCCAAGUGAGGCGUGCUGAAAUCAAAAAACUUCACGAGGUAAUUGGCAAGUAGCUUCACUAACCUGCUGAGGAGAAGGUAUCGUUGAACAUUUACUUGAACUUGCUGCAACCGGUCUCGUUCAGGAACAUGGAUGACAGCAAGCCGCAUUCGUUUCUCUUGGUAUUGACGAAUGAUAAAAACAGUUUUGGGUGCCACGAAAUUUUUUCUGUGUGCUUUUCAUGUACUGAUAGUAGAGAAAACGGUUAUUGGCGCUAGCAUGCAAUAUUGAAUUCACGUCCGUGGUAAGUUGUACAAUGGUUGCAGCAUUUCCGAAUAGCAGAUGAGCUACGCUCAUUCCUACGAUCUGAAGGCAAGUAAAUUGAACCCAUACUGAUAACAUUAUGCGGUGCUUUUAUAAGGAUCCAUAUUUGUUCAAGAGAAGCGGCAAAAGGAGCACUGAAACUGUUAAAUUUGAUCAACACGGCUAUUAAAACUCCCCCGCCGCGAGGUUUUGAAUUAUUUUACUGUAGAGAUCGGUGCGAAGCACGUUGUACAUGGUGCCGAACAGUUUCGAUGAGAAGAUACGGCAAUCGAGCCACAUUUUUGUAAACAUUAUCACAUCGUAUUCUGCUUCAGAUACUGCCUAGAAAAAUGGAUCAAUUUUUGUUCGCAAUCCCCGUACGUUCUGAUAGUAAAUGCAAAAUUUGUCUUUAUGAGUAGGCUGGAAACUAUCAAAUAAAUGGCGAUGCUUUCACUAAAACAUCACUUCUUUCAGUUAUCCUAACGUAAAAUCCUACCGUUAGGACGUCUCCUUUUUGGCGAAUUGUGGAUGUUUUUGGAAAAUUAUUUGAUCUCUUCUGUGGACUUUCGCUAGAUCAUCAUGAACAUUAUACCAGAAUGAACGCUAGAGAAAAUAUAACCGGAAGAUUAAAUCAUCGACGUUUUCGCAAAUGUACUAAUUUACCAACACUAAAAACCUUUGUUGCUCUGGUUCCCAUCCUGUGAAUAGUACUGGCUUUUGCCGCUUUAUAGCGCAACUUUUGAAAUCCUCACAAUCAACCAGAAAUACAAUUAGAUUAGUGUUUAGCCAGUAGUAAAUUGUUACUCUGAAAGGUAACACAUUCCAGAUUUCAAUAAGUAUCCUUUCAUGGAUGGCGCAAUUCACCCGUUCGUUCCAGUCAUUCAAUUCCAGUGUAUACAGUUUGCAUUAAAAACACAUUUUUUGGAAGGAUGAAAAAGAAACUAUAAAAGUUAUCAAAACCAAACUAAUUUUAAUUGAUUUCUGUAUUGAUUCAUGAAAAUUACUCCAUUCCUUGAUGGACGGCCUUGCCGCAGUUGGCCGGAACGUUGUCCACCACCAGACAAGAAGAGAAUUAUUUUAAUAUUCUUCACCUUAUUGACCGGCUCCUUUUCGAGUUGCUUCAGGUUCGCCCAGAAAUUUAAAAUUGGACGUACCUGAAGGAUUUGGAGGGUUGGCGUUCGUAGGGUCGACUGCGAAUUAUAAACGUUACAUCUCCUUCAGCGACUGCUUCGCGUCCAGAUCUGGCCAGAACACGACAUCCUCCAUCGAGUGGUGUUACUUUAUGAAGACCACAACUUCCAGUAGGCAUGCUGUAUAACACCCUGUUGACUGCAAGUUGCGUAGAAUUAAAAACUGGCUCUAACAUCCCAGUCUCUCUGAUUGUCAGCCACAAAACGAUCCUUGGGAACUUCGUGUGGAAGAUGGAAAGAGUGUUCCACAUCAAAUUGCAUCACGGAAAAAACGCUGUAGAAAAUUACCUACUGGACCGAUCCUUUUCAAACUUUCAGACAAUAAAAUAUAAUCCAUUAGUACGCUUAUUUAUUUCAUUCAACUUCAAUACCAUAACCGCCCGCUCGCACCUUACGCUUAACUCCACUCAUUAGGUUCUGUACAACAGCUGGCUGCAGCUUCUUCUGUACGGAAACCCAAUUUUUCUUUAUGUCUUCCGCAGAUUUGAUCUCUUUGGCAUGCUUCCGUAGUGCUUGCUUCAAAACUGCCCAAUAUUUUUCGAGGGGCCUUAAUUCCGGUGCGUUGAUAUCCUUGGGUACUAAAAAGCUCAGUUGGCUUCGUAUUAUUUCAGUACAUUUGAAUAGUGACACGAAGCUAGAUCAGGCCAGAAAAUCGCAUGACCUACGUGUUGCUUCAACAGAGGAAGCAGACGCUUCUGUUGGCACUCCUUGAGGUAGAUCUACCAAUUUACAAUCCUGGUAGUCACGGACUGCGCACUCCGUUUGCCACAUGAGAAAAUCGCAAACUUUGAAAGUUUCUGCUUCCUUACUUCCUCCGGAACAUCAAACUUGUGCCGGGCGGUGAAAAACAAUAGCCCCGGAAACUACCGGAAGUCUGCCUUGGCGUAAGUUUCAUCAUCCAUGAUGAGACAAUGAGGCAUCUGGGUGUUCAGUUUCCGGACCCGUGACUUUCCCACUGUAUGUUGCCGUUCGUCACCAUUUAGAGCCUUCAGCACUUUGUACGUAUGCAGCCCCUCCCGGUCCUUGGCUCUCUGAACGAAAGACUUGGAUAGAUUGAACUUUUUGGCCUUAUCCCUGAGCGAUUGAGAUUCCGCUUAAACGCUUUCACUAACCGCUUGUGAUCCUGAUCACUAUUAGAACAUUCAUUCUAACCGCAUUUUUCCUUCCGUUCGAUGCUCAGAGUUUGAUAGUAACGUUAAAUCAGACGACUCACCGUUGACUGUACGAUUCCGAUUUGUUUUCCAAAGUCCCGAUGAGAGAGUUACGGAUUUUCCAGGUGCUUGCGCAAAAUCGAUUCGCGACGUUACUUUUUGGGUUAUGUGUUUUUCCCAAUUUUUGAAAAACUGACAGCGAUAUACAGGGAUGCCAGAUGAAAAAUCUGUGCGCGGCCCAUUUAAAAAUCUGUGCCAAUCUGUGUUAAGGAAAACGUACAAAUUUGUCUCAAAACAAGAUGUGACGACCUUUUUUUUGGCGAGGCAAAAAUAAGGCGCAAGGUCAAAAAUUGAGAAAUCUGUGUUAAUCUGUGCAUUGUAGAAGAAAACUGUGGAAAUAUGUGAAUUAAAAUUGAAAUCUAUGCAGCAUAUUGAAAAUAUCUGUGAAACACAGAUUAAUCUGUGCACCUGGCAUCCCUGGCGGUAUAAAUACAGUGUAAACAAUACACUCUAAACUACUUCUACCCAAAUUUUCUGGAGAAAAUACCCAAUAAGUUAUUUUCUACCAGCGAUGCCACAUGUUUUUUUGAAAUGUCUGUUGAAGAAUAACUAAAAUGUCUGUAAAAGUCUGUAGAUGGUUGUGUAAAUCCUAGUUACACUAAAAUUUUACUUUAAAAUAGAUUGAAAGUAGAAUUUUAUUGUGAAGGAAUCACUCGUAUUCGAAAACAGUUAUUCUAGUGCAAUUUUACUAAACACUAUUACCCUUUUAAAAGACUGUAGAUCUCUGGCUACUUCUGUAGGAGACAUCAAAAGUCUGUAAAAUACAGACAUGUCUGUAAAUCUGGCAUCGCUGUUUUCUACAGCAUUUGAGGGGCACUCUUUACUUCACGUGGUUGCUUAUCUCCUUCCUGGGAAAUGUGAAAUAGCUGAUCCGCUGUCAGCCAUUGCCGGCGAGCGUCGGGUACUCCUCCUCGCCUAUGAUCACAACUACGCGCUUCGCAGGAGACACAUCCUAGACAAACAGCUUAAGCAGCUGCUUCUGGGUGAUCGUUUGCGCUUUCGACACGGUCAGCCUCUACUUCCGCUGCCCCGUGACAUUGACCAUGUUGGCCAAAUACUUUUGGACCUCCCGGCCCAACCCGCAGAAGGGUUCGCCAUCUUGCCUUCCGUCUUCCGCUUCAUCCUUUAUUGCCCCUUCCUGUCACACGAAACCGUCUAAUGGCCGAAACCGGGUUUCGUUCAAUAUUCCAGGAUCGUGAACGUUUUCCAUGUGAAUGAGUAGAGUACACGUUGAUAGCUUUUCGUUUACUAGAUUGACGCGAGCUGCCAUUGAUAAAUGAUAGGUUCUCUUUGACGUAUUAAGAACUUAUUCUGAAGGAAGUUGCCGUGACGCUGGCGUUCUUUUCAAUUGACGGAAGCAGAUGGUUCGUGUACAUACUUUAUGCACUUGUAUUGGAUUGUCAACUACAAAUAUCUAGCUAGGAAUGGAUCAGUGCACAAGAAACCGAUAUCUAUCUGGAGCGUUUGAGUUUUGCAAAAAUAAAAUUAUAAUUUCGAGAUUACCACCAAGUGCGGUACUGAUUUUGACCGAAUUGAUAGAUAAUCAGAUAGACAAUUCGAAAUGGCCGACAAAGUGUUGCCUCUAGUUUGAAAUAUACUGGCACGAAGGCGCUAGUGUUUUCACGGUAAUCAUUCGAAUAUUUAGAAUUUUUUGGGGUGGGCGUAGCGUAAUUGGUAAAUCAAUUGCCUUGUACGCAGCGCACCUUGGUUCGAGACCCGACCCCGCACAUAGGGUUAGAAAUUUUUCAUAAGAGAUUUUUCUAACCCGAAGAGGCGAACGACCUUAAGGUUAAAACCUAUAUAAUCGAAAUAAACAAAAAAAUAUUUAGUAUUUUAAAGUUUUAUGAUUGUUCUUAGUGAUGAAACAUUUGACAUUGAUGGACGUCAGUUCGGUUUAUCAAUUAAUAUCACUGAUUGAGUAAAAUUGUUUAUAGUCCUUAUUAGGCUUUACACUAACCUAACACAACCUCAUAUAAUGAACCGAAUGAACUUCACUUGACAAUUCUCGGUGAUGUGUUUACAACAGAUGAACAUCCCUUGCAUUCAAAUUCAAAUAACGAACAAAGUAAUUGAAUACUUUACGGUGACGUGACAAAUGAACUGAGUGUUCAUUUUUUACAGCUCGCUUGUACUGUUUACAUGGACUUAGAAAAUUUCUUUGCGAUUUGUUUCGAGCGAAUCUAGUCGUCCACAAAUUUUUCUAAGUCCAUGUAAACAGUGUAAGCGAACUGUCAAGAAAAGUAAGGUUAACCGAGUCAGUGAAGAACCUAAUUCAUUCGUAUCGUCAUCUUGUAGAAUUCAACUCGAUCUGAAUAUUUUUUGGAACCUGCUUGACGAGAAGACGUUAUAUUCCAUUGAAUGCUGCAUAGGGUAGACGAGUCCUUAUCCAUCUCAUUAGACAGGAUAUCACACUAUUUCGUUGAUAACUCAACUUAGAGUUACUGGAUUGCGCUUAAAUAGGUAUCAUCAGUUUCGUUUCGUUCCUAAGAAGCAAUACAGUUAAAAAUUUUGCUUAAAAAAUGUAAAAUUCUCGUGUUUGAACGAAGCGAAAAGUCGAGUACAACGUACCCUUAUUCAUCCUACCAAUUGAGCUAAUGCGUUGAAUAGAGAUAGCAGAUACUGCCCUAACUAAUGUAUUCAAAUAGGUGGGAUGAAUAGAAGAGCUAAGAUGAAUUAGCGCGCAGAAACCCUACAUGAUGGGAAGAACCAUUCUACUGCUAUCGAAGUUGCACCAGUUCAGAAUAAGCAAUACAAAUUUAUUACUUGCCGUUAUUCUACACUAAGGGUCGAUUUCUUCACCCACGCUUAACUUUUAAACCAGGUUCGAUGCAUCGGUAAACCAGGUUUAAAGGUUAGGUCGAGUAAAGAAAUCAGUCCUAAACUAUAUACAGCAGAUUACGUUUUUUUAACGUGACUUCCAGAUUGAACCGGUCGAAAAAUUGCGUUGGUAUUGCCACUGUACAUAACCAAACUGUGUCUAACCGAAGAACCCGAAACAGAUCUAUAUUAGAUACUAUUCCAUCCUGUAAAUAGCAAACUUUAUCCAAAUAGAAACAACAAAACAACACAAACAUGCCGCAAGGUGUCGCACUGUACAAAGAAAACUAAAUAAACACUAUAUUUAUGUUACCCUUAAAAAGAAAGUGGUAUCCACGCGCAAACCAAAAACUGUAGCAGUCAAAACUUAACGAGUAACCAAAUUUCCCGUUGUAAAAAGUUCGAAACUAUGUACAAUUGCAUACAUACCAACGUUGACCAAAAUCUGCCAUCUGGUGACGAACCGGUCACCAUCCGCACCCAACAUAGGUGUUGAGCCCCAAACGACCUGUUUCUUUCCCUCCAUCCCUCUUUGCCUAUAUUUAUCGAUGAGCAAUGUUUAAUAUGUGCUUUUACUGUUUUCCUUUUUCACUGUUCAGUAGUAACAAAAAAAAACUGUAUAUCGAAACCCCACGUAUGUCUUUCCACGCGACCAAGUGUCUGCAUUUCAAGCUAUUUAUCCGUCGUGUAUUUAGUUUGUUAUUUUAAUCAAAAUCUUAAAUAGGUUUUAAGCUAUAUAAGCUGCAAUCGCAGUACGUAUUCAAGGGGAGAACUUUUUUUAGACCAUCUAAUCGUGUAUCAUUCUACUAAAGCACGCAGAAGGUAUAUAGUAACGAAAAUACACGUAAAUACACACGCGCCACUCGCCAACAUCAAUAAGAACAAAAGAACAAGAAAUAAUAGGUGUCUAUGACUUAUAUAUACAUAUAGUGUUACGAUACUAGAAGUUAGCGAAGCGAUAGCAAAAAAAAAGAACAAGAUGUAUAUGGAAACAAUAAUAAGAAAGUCAUUUUCCCCCCAUCACUUGUGUAAUUUUUAGUGAGAAAAGUGAGAUUUAGCCGAAAGAAAACAUGCAAGCACACAAACACCCAUAUGAAAGGUGAAAUCAUUAGUGUAACAUUUUUUGUUGUGACUAAAUUAACUAAAGACGAUUAUGUGUUAGGAAAAAAAACGAAAGGUAAUAAGUUUUCUGUCGAAAAAGAUCACUGCCAAAACAAAUGACUGAUUAAGUGAUUAAAGCAACAAACGAAUAUGGUACGAAGACGAACAACACUUAAGUAGCGAUGCGAACCUCAACAGGGACUAACCCAGAACAAACAUCGCCCUGACCGGUAGACGUAUAGCAAACUUAUUCAGACUUAUUCAGAUUUUCGUUGUAUCGUUUGAGUGAUGCUAGGCAAGCGAUUUCAAACUGAAGAGAUAAAUAUAUCCAAUCGAUCAUUCAAUCAAUUCAUUGAGUGCAGUAUUUUCUCAUGAAGCGAACGCCUGUUUUUACAUCACGUUGAACCACUAGAAAAUUGCGUGACAUAACCAAUCAAGUGUACUCAUUUCGAGCUGUUAACAAUGAUUUUGACACUGCCAUAAAUUUACAAAACAAAAGAUAGAUUUAGUCACUGGCUCAACGAAGAUGAAAGCAACCAGGCGUAUCCAUCGGAAUUGGUGCAAAAUACAUCCCCCUUCUUACUUAUCCACACACAUACAUACACACAAACGAUGCAAUUUGGUUUCAGUGAAACCGCCAAACAAAACAAAAAGCAAACCAACUGCCAUCAAAACUGCAUUCAUUUAUUCUUCUUUCGAAUAAGUAAUCAAACCUACAUGAGUGCUGGCCACUCGUUACAUUUACAAAUUGGAGAACGAUUCACCUGGUCUCAUGUAUCGACACGAGGCAAAACAACGGUCAUAUUUAGUUCAACCUAACAUUUCCUGCCAAACUAGGUUGCGAGAGAGAGAAAAAAAAUACGCGAAAUUCAUUAAUUAUUAUUCGCUUACUUUUGGACUGAGCAAAAUUUUUAUUAAAUAAAAAUUUAAACAGAAAAAACUGAAUUAAAUUAAUUUUUUAUCGAGUGUAAAGCUACUUUUUUAAAGUAAGGUCAUAAUUCACACACGUGUAGCGCGUCUAGCGCAUCGAAAGCAGACUUUUAGGUUAUAUUAUUUUUUUCGCGGUAAGCAAAAUAAUUUUCUUCGAAUAGAAGCGAAUGUUUAGAUUUUUACGUCCCACCCACUAGAAGAGAGUAGCAAAAAAUAAAGAGUGAACAAUACACAGUUAGUUUAAUUUUUUUCUUAAAUACGUAGGUAAAAUGGCGCAAAACAUAGCACGUGGUUACGAAGCCGAACAUGUGGCAGAGUGUGGAAAGUCCAAAAACAGUCACCUGUACAAUUGUAACACGAAAGUGUAAACACUUAUUUUCUCGACACAAGUUGUGUGUUUUUUGUACGUUAGAUUGUGCUUUUUUUCUUACCCUUAGGUUUGUUUUACUCUACUUAGCUCGUAAUAUUUCUAGCUGUAUCUUUAGUGUAAAAUAUUUUAGUUUCGAUAGAACUCCUUAUCAGUUUUGUAGUAAAUGUUACACUGUAAUUAAAUUCUAAAACCGAUACUAAUUUUAAC